Messenger RNA from Gloeophyllum trabeum ATCC 11539, 2102 nucleotides. RefSeq lists its product as uncharacterized. The record is from RefSeq and is a predicted model, not a curated record. The transcript is spliced from 4 exons. NCBI's taxonomy places the organism in Eukaryota, Fungi, Basidiomycota, Agaricomycetes, Gloeophyllales, Gloeophyllaceae. Bases 180 to 2102 code for a protein of 640 amino acids.
GUACACAACGAUCUCUGGGCCCAGGAUAUCCUAUCAGAACUGGUUGACACCACGUUGACAGACGCCCUGGUCGCUAUCGUAGGCCGAUAUAUGUUCGCUGGUUUGUCUCGACGUUCCACCUUGCCACGUUCGCUUCUCUCUGCCACUUAUCUGAACGAGUUGGAGCCUUAAAACUGUGAAUGAUCGGCGUCCAAAUAUGUCCACCUGGGAUCCAAAAUCAGAUGUCCUUCAAUCCGGUAUCAGAGGACGUGGCAUGUCUGCGGCCUCCUGGACUACGGAUCCGGACUGAGCACCUCUUACCAGAAUAUAACAGGCCUGAUUCCGAACAGAACCCAGGAUAUAAUGAUAUUCUCAGCCCUAGGGACUUUCAGUACCAUACCUUCGGCGUUCCAAAUCAUUUUGCUUCCCCUCCGCCUCCUGCACGUCCUGCCCCCAAGCGCGUUGAUUCUACGUUCCUUCGAGCGCGCCGAGCUGAGCGAUACAGGGUUUCUUAUGAUGCACUCAAGACCGCCUUAGGUCGCUGUGACAGAGCGACGCAUGACUCCGUCGUCGGCGCCUUGGAGGGCGCAGCAGCGUAUAUGAACUCCGUGGUCCACGAAACGAAGCAAAGGAUUGAAGAGCUGCGGACGGAAUUAGCAGACAGGAGUAGUCUUGAUAAGGAAACUGUCGCUGACAUGCAAAAAGAGCGAUGGAUGAUCGAGAGACGAUACGUAUGCCUCGAAGGAGACGAAAAGCUAGUGGAGAAGAAGGUUCACGAGCUUAAGACGAAUUCUCAUGCUCCCGCUCGUAACGACGCGAUGGACAAGUCCGGACAUGAUCUCUCAAUAAUGAACCCGGACUCCAGACGCCGUACCAACCUUGCCAUGUUCUUCGAACGAUCCCCGACGAAGGUUUAUGCAUCACGUCGCCGAAUGCCCACGCCUAUACGAGUCGACAAUACGACACGCGUCAGGACCCCCAAGAAUUUAUCGUCUCCCAAACGGCUCCGCCCCCCUUCGCCCAGGGCGUAUUUGAAGGCCUGCUGGAAGUUGAGGCCUCUGCCCGACCUCCCGUCACCAUCCACAACCUCCAUCAUUGCGUUCCCUAGACAGAAGACUACAGAGGAAAAGUAUCGGCUGUCAUCUGAAAUGAUAUCCCCGACUCGCGCUCGUACUGUGACUGCAUCAACAGCGAGCGACUCCGCGUUCUCUCCUAUAGAUGACCAUCCGCGUACAUUUUGGGGGACUGCGCUAGUCCAACGACCAAUCAAGCUCUCCGCAGGAACGGAUCCCCCGAGUCUCCGUAUGAAGGUGUCUGACAGCAACUCUCCAGCGGACAUCCCUGAAUAUGUCUGGGAUCUUUUAGACCAGUUUGAUCUCGUCGGCGAGGACAUCACGUUCGCGUCUGACCCCCCACCACCCUCCCCCGCUUUGCCGCAAUUCGCAAGACCGCAGUAUCACUUUGGUUAUUCCGAUUCCCGGUUCCAAUUCUCUCCUUCUGAUUCUCUACGCCCAUCAUCUCCAGCAGAAGAUCCUCCCCCAUCCCAGCCAUCCACUCCACAAACGCCCCCGCUGGGCCACGCACGGCGGCGCACGACCGCGUUCUCUCUCAGCCGCUGGGCUGCGCCUUUCUCGUUCUCCUCGGCCUCGUCUCACAGACCGCCAGAACUCCACGUCCACAUCAACACUCCGAUAAACACCCGCCGGCGCUCACAGUCGCACCCGUUGCCGCUCAGCCCCGGGCUACUCUACGCGAUCCCCGAGUCGCCCAACUCGGCGAUGCUGUCGCCGCCGCCUGUUGCGGCGAGUAUGCGCUCGCGCGGGUCCGCGCGGUCUUAUCGCUCGCGAACAAAGUCCAGCAUUAGCUCGCUGUUCCGGCUGGGGAGCAGUCCCGCGGAGGAGAGUCGGAGUCAAGAGACGUUGUUCGGGCAAGCGACGUCGCCUGAGAGCUCUAGAGAUCCAUUGGCGUCGGCAACAGCGAUGUCUUCGCCUUACUCGCCUUACUCGGCGAGAGACGAUGUGUCUGCGUCGCUGACGGAGCGCGGGCGGACGUCGUCCCUGCGGCUAAGCCGCAACGGCAGUGUGGUGGAUAGACUGAGGAAGAGGCUGCAUGUUUUCAACUGA